Molecule: messenger RNA, 921 nt
Organism: Gigantopelta aegis
Lineage: Eukaryota; Metazoa; Mollusca; Gastropoda; Neomphalida; Peltospiridae
Exons: 1
Coding region: 1-921 (306 amino acids)
Biological process (GO): DNA integration
Molecular function (GO): nucleic acid binding
Source: RefSeq, a predicted model, not a curated record
AUGCUUGCAGUAGUGUAUGGGUGUGAACGCUUCCAUACUUACAUAUAUGGUAAACGAUUUAUAGUUGAAUCGGACCAUAAGCCACUGGAGAUGAUACAUCUCAAGAACUUGGCUGCAGCACCUCAACGCCUACAGAGAUUAUUCUUGCGGAUUCAGCCAUACGAUAUGAGAAUCACAUACAGACCUGGCAAAGAUAUGUUGAUAGCAGACGGGCUUUCAAGAUUGCCUAGCAGAGAUGCUUCAAUAAUCGACCUGGAUGUACAAGUGGGUUUAGUUCAAUUUUCAUCUCAGAAAUUACAGAGCAUACACGAAGAAACGUGCAAAGAUGAUGAGCUUCAGUUGCUGAAAGAAAUUAUUCUUGAAGGCUGGCCAGAAACACAGAGACAAAUACCGUCUAAUAUGAAAUCUUACUGGCCAUUCCGAGAUGAACUUGUCAUUGAUAAUGGCAUCAUCCUGAAAGGUGACCGAGUAAUAAUACCCACAAGCAUGCAGACAGAAAUUCUAAACAAAAUCCACGAGGCACAUCAAGGUAUCCAGAAGAUGAAACUGCGAGCCAAAACAUGUGUUUUCUGGAAUGCUAUAAACACAGAUAUCGACAAGAUGGUAAAAAGCUGCCAUCUGUGCCAAGAAUUCCAAAAAAGCCAACCUGCAGAAACCCUGAUGCAACAUGAAGUACCGACCAGACCUUGGCAGGUACUUGGAAGUGACUUGUUCUACACGGAAGGACAGGAAUUCCUUAUAGUGUGUGAUUAUUAUUCCAAAUUUCCCAUCAUUCGACUUGUAAAAGGAAUGGGAGGAACUCAAACUGUUAUAAACAUUCUAAAGGGAAUAUUCUCGGAACAAGGCAUUCCUGAGAAGCUAGUCACUGAAAAUGGACCACAUUAUUCAUCAUCUUCAUUCAAACAGUUUGCCGAAUCCUGA